GUCAAUAAUAGACUGUCCAGGGGUGGUCACCAUGUUCCCCUCCGCCGUCUUCUUUGCCAAGAGCAAGUCAAAAAACAUUUUGGUGAGAAUGGUGAGCCAAGCUGGGACAGGUUUCUGCUUCAACACCAAGAGAAACCGACUGAAGGAAAAACUGACUCUUUUGCAUUAUGAUCCAGUUGUGAAACAGAGAGUCCUCUUCGUGGAAGAUAAAAAAAAUACGCUCCCUUUAAAUGGUGGAUUGAAAGUGACUUUGAUUUAUAAAGAGAAGACUGAGGGCGGGGAUACUGAUUCAGAAAUCCUAUAGCGUGUAAUAAAAGAAGAGGAAAUGGCAUGGAAUCACUGCCUCCUGUGAUUUGAAGGCCAUUGUGAAGGAAAACAAUGCAGUGAAAGAAAGUUCUUCAUAUUAAGACAGAUAUCAUUGCAUCACAUUUAUUUAUCUUUCUGGGUAUUUUUAUAGCCCUUAAUAAAAAAAAUAUUAAAAUA
Molecule: messenger RNA, 483 nt
Organism: Chlorocebus sabaeus (green monkey)
Lineage: Eukaryota; Metazoa; Chordata; Mammalia; Primates; Cercopithecidae
Source: RefSeq, a predicted model, not a curated record